This is a messenger RNA of Astyanax mexicanus (Mexican tetra), 3440 nucleotides long. RefSeq names its product SMC5-SMC6 complex localization factor 1 (gene slf1). NCBI's taxonomy places the organism in Eukaryota, Metazoa, Chordata, Actinopteri, Characiformes, Acestrorhamphidae. Gene Ontology annotation, molecular function: protein binding. The coding region runs from base 417 to 3092 and encodes 891 amino acids. The transcript has 19 exons. The record is from RefSeq and is a predicted model, not a curated record. Gene Ontology annotation, biological process: positive regulation of double-strand break repair.
AAUACAGCCCAAACCCACACGUCAGUUGACAUGGACGCAAAACAAGCACACUCUGAAUGUGUUUUAUAACCAUAUUUUUAAUCUGGUUAGUUGUCUUCAUGUGAUACGUUGUGGAAUAUUAUAUGUAACUAGUAAAGCGUGUUGGACGGCGCACUGGCUGAAGAUGGGACGGCUUAUGGAAGUUUAAUAGCGCUAGUUUCCCGAGAAGCUCUGCUUUUUUGGCAGGAGUUUUGGCGCGGCUUCGAAAAUGGCUAACGCUACCGCUAACGCUGGGUUCACUUAGCUAAUAGUGACACUAGUCAGUUAAAGUCAGUUAAAGCUAAGUUAGUCAGUAUGGUUAGCUUAGCUUAGCUUAGCUAGUGAUUUCAGCAGCUCUUAUAUUAUAACGGCUAUCGUAUUUGCACAAUAAUACAAGCAUGUUGGGGAAUAAGUAUGUGUUUCAAAUGUCUGGAAUCAAGAACCUCCAGAAGAAACGAGAGCUCCUUCAAGGAAUCAAGUGUCUACAUGGGAGUUAUAUAGGAGGUUCUGAAUACAGAGAGGAGAUGACCCAUCUCAUCGUUAUUCAUGCUUCAGCAAGUGAGAAGUUCAUCUCGGCAUGUGCUGGAGGAAAGUGGAUUGUAACUCCAGAAUUUGUUCUGGACAGUGUGAAGCAGAAUGCAUGGCUAUCAGAAGCCUUAUAUGAGUUAAACCUCACUGCUAACACGAGGACUCCGUCCAUGACCAACCCUCUUCAGAAAUGGAGAGAGAAAGUAGCCAGAGGCGUUGUGUCUGGAGCUUUCCAGGGCUGGACUGUGUGUCUUCAUAUUGAAGAUCCUGAUAGGAGAAGCAUGUUCGAAAGAAUACUAAAAGCAGGCAAGGCUGUGAUUGACCCUGACAACCCAGCUGUUACACUUGUGUUCACCAAAGAUGGAAAGAAGAUUCCUCUGAAUCACCUCUCACACAAACCUCACCACACCUUGAGUUACAUCGCUCAUCAUCUCUUUGGGUCUGCAUACUCUAGCCUGAACUGGUGUAUUAAUCUGGAUAAACCAAACCAGCAAAUAAACAGUAUAAAACUGGAGCCAACAGAGGACUGUUCACCUAAAAUCGAGGACAAAUCUAUGGAUGCGCAGGACAAUUUUCUUCUCUUUGGGCUGGAGGAGAAAUUCAAAGACUACAUUGUGAAAAUGGAGCUGCGGAAGAGGAAGCUGCUAAAAGUCCCCGAGCUUUUCAGCUACUAUACGCCCGUCUUCCCAACUCAGGUCUCCACGGUGGAUUUCAGCAAUGUUCGCAGCCUGGUAGAAUGCGGCCUCUUCUCUCAGGCUCUGGAGGAGGUGGAGAGCUCCCUGCAGCCCGGGGUGUUUCCUCCAGCAUCUAUUCUUCAUGCAUGCAUGCAGCAUGCCCUUCAAGGUGAAGCAGAGCCGUACUUCCUCAGCAUCUUUACCACCACUCUGAACAGCAUACUGCGUAAUAAUCCUUCCUGGGGCUCUCCUGAGAGCGUCAAGUACUUCCUGCAGAUCCUGCAGUGCCCACAGUGUAAAAAUGGAGCCUGGCCACUCCUACAGACAUCAGUGAGGUUUUGCCUGGCAGGUACAGCCACCUGUCAUUCACUGCCUGGCCCCACCUCACCAGAGCUGCUGCACUUCCUUGGUAACCUGCAGGCCUUCUUUCUCAGGGUCUUUCAGCUGGAGCUUCAUGCUGCUGGAUCACGCAGAGGAGGCUCGCGGUCGUCUGUGCUCUACAGCAUGUUCUGGAACGUGUGGGAGAAGUCGACACUGAGCUCCAGGGCUCUGCAGCAGCUGGCUGAACUGCUGGUGGAGGCCGCGCUCUGGGGUCUCCACUCCACUCAGGAGAGGAAGAUGAAGCUACUGGCCACUUUGCAGGAGCUCCUGGCUGUAGUGGUCAAGUACUGGGCUCAGGAGCAUAGUCAGCUCAACAGCCGUCUGGUGGAUAAAGGCUUCCAAGAUUUGGCGGAGUACAUAGCCAUCCUGUGCCAAGAUCUCCAUCCAGACAUUCUGAGGGAGCUGGUUCCUGCUCUUCCCUGUCUUCGCCUUAGGAUGCGGACAGCUGAUGCCAUCUACAGAAACAUCUGCUCCAGGAACGGCCUGCUCAUCCGCCCAGAGCCUCUGACACUGCUGAAAAUAGUUUCGUCCUAUCUGAAAGCUCUGGGCCAGUUGUGUGGGUGCAAACCUGUGCAUACAUCCACUCACAGAACUGAAAGAAGCAUCUCCACCAGCCCAGAUAGUCAGGUGUCAAAUAUAGGAGAGAGAGAGCGAGUGGGCGGCUCAGGCUCGGGGAAGGAGAACAUCCCCAGAGGUUUCCACAGAGUCAAUGCUGCAGGGGAGACACUCCUCCAUCGAGCCUGCAAGAGGAACCAGGUGGAGACGGUCCUGCACAUCCUCAGCCUGCCCGGGACGGAUGCCAACGUUAAAGACCAUGCUGGCUGGACCCCCCUGCAUGAAGCCUGUAACCAUGGCAGCAGUGAGUGUGUGGCGGCCCUGCUGCAGCACUGCCCCGGCCUGCAGCUGGACAGUCAGGUGAAGGGUGUGAGUCCACUGCAUGACGCUCUGCUCAACCAGCAUACUGACAUCGCCAAGAUGCUGCUACGGCAUGCAGGAUCUUCUCUGCUGAGGUUGCGUGAUGAUUAUGGCCGCAGUCCUCUGGACCUGGUGUUCUCCUCAGCUCUCCGCACGGAGCUGCAGCGCUGCGCUCAGGAGGCCGACUCUGCCCUGGAGGUCCAGUGCUCUGAGGUUCGAGAUCUGGAGUUUAUAGAGACCUGCUCCUGCCUGCUCAGCUGCCUCCUCCUGUCCUACCUGCUGGAGCACCACAUCCCCUCGUAUGAACCUCCAGAGCCGCCGCUGGACCUCGCCCCCUCCACAGCCCAGGCGCUGGUCAGCGUAAGCCCGGGGACAGUAGCCUCUCACUGGAGAGACAGAGGGGCAGUGUCCCUGGCUGAAGAUCUGAGGACGGUGAUGAGUAUGGAGCAGUAUGUGCUGCAGGUUAACCCUGCACUAAUGCUCUGCCAGGGGCCACACACCAGUGUGUUUAUGCAGCUGCUGAAGGACCUGCAGAGAGAGGGGAGUGCACUGCUGAGCGGACAGUCUGAACUGUGACAAGCCUUAAUACAGCAGAUCCACACUGAUCAAGAAUGAUUUGUGUAUUAAACACUAUUUUUUGUAAAAUGUAUUUUGCACUUUAUUGGGCAUUAUUGAUGUUUUUUCACUGUUUAUUAUUUCAUUAUAUAUAAAAAAUAUUAAUAAAUAAUGCAGUUGAUUCUUAUGUUCAUUUAAGGUGUGUAUUCUCUAAACAAAAAACACUCUAGAAUCAGGUUUUGCCGUUUGUGGACCAAUUCGAACAGAGAAACCUGAUUGUACACGAAUAUUCUGAUUUAACAGACUGACUGUUGUUAAACCUGAAUUUAACCCAUGUUCAUAUAAACCGGUUCAGGAGACCUUAACUCA